Molecule: messenger RNA, 945 nt
Organism: Nyctereutes procyonoides (raccoon dog)
Lineage: Eukaryota; Metazoa; Chordata; Mammalia; Carnivora; Canidae
Product: olfactory receptor 10A3-like
Exons: 1
Coding region: 1-945 (314 amino acids)
Biological process (GO): G protein-coupled receptor signaling pathway
Cellular component (GO): membrane
Molecular function (GO): olfactory receptor activity; G protein-coupled receptor activity
Source: RefSeq, a predicted model, not a curated record
AUGAAAAGGCAAAAUCAAAGCUCUGUGGUUGAAUUCAUCCUCUUGGGCUUUUCUAACUUCCCUGAACUCCAAGAGCAGCUCCUUGGGGUUUUCCUGGCUGUUUACCUGGUGACUCUGAUGGGAAAUGCCAUCAUUAUAGUCAUCAUCUGCUUGGAACAGAGCCUCCACGUGCCCAUGUACCUGUUUCUCCAGAACCUGUCUGUGGUGGACGUGAGUUUCAGCGCAGUCAUUAUGCCUGAAAUGCUGGUGGUCCUCACCAGGGAGAAAACGUCCAUUUCAUUUGUGAGCUGUUUUGCACAGAUGUAUUUCAUCCUUUUCUUUGGUGGCACUGAAUGUUUUCUCCUGGGGACGAUGGCUUAUGACCGAUUUGCUGCAAUCUGUCACCCUCUGAGCUACCCAAUGAUUAUGAACAAAAGGGUUUUUGUGAAAUUAGUAAUGUUUUCAUGGGUCUCAGGGAUCAUGGUGGCUACUGUGCAGACCACAUGGGUUUUCAGUUUUCCUUUUUGUGGCCCCAAUGAAAUCAAUCAUCUCUUCUGUGAGACUCCUCCAGUGCUAGAACUUGCAUGUGCAGACACGUUUCUGUUUGAAAUCUAUGCAUUCACUGGCACCAUUUUGAUUGUCAUGGUUCCUUUCGUGUUGAUACUCCUGUCUUAUAUUCAGAUUCUCUUUGCCAUCCUGAGGAUGCCAUCAGCCACCGGGAGGCAAAAGGCCUUUUCCACUUGUGCCUCCCAUCUUACGUCUGUGACCCUCUUCUAUGGCACAGCCAGUAUGACUUAUUUACAACCAAAAUCUGGCUACUCCCCAGAAACUAAGAAACUCAUGUCAUUGGCUUACACAUCGCUUACACCUCUGCUGAAUCCACUGAUCUACAGUUUGAGAAACAGUGAGAUGAAAAAAGCUUUGAUGAAACUCUGGCGAAGAAGAGUGGAUUCACACACAUUCUGA